AUGGCUCAAGCAGGACCAGCAGCUGCAAACAUGCCGGCUCUCACUCCGCAACAUCGCCUUCAUCUUCGCCAGCUUUUGUCUUGGUAUCAGGAUCAGAACAUUCCGGCGCCCGUCAAAAGCAUCAUGUCCCACGAGCAGUUCUUCGAUGCUCACUGGCUCUUGGGCGAUGGGGAUUUUCCGUACGAUCCCGAUCACAACCAGGCCGUCCCACCAUCCUUCGACAUCACCGGAAGUCAACAGCAACAACAUGUCUACAAGGGUUUCGUGUACAAGUGCGCCGACUUGGCACUUUGUCUCUUAAUGACACCCAGAAGCCGCGGAGAGCUUGAAUCUCUUAUCAAGGACAUCGUCGGUCACUGGAAUCGGCUUGGACAGGCUCACAUUUACCCUCAUGACUUCCAGACUCCUCAGGAUGACAGAAAGCAUGCGGAGUUUGUCAUUUCAUUUCUUCAAAAGCUAAACCACCUCUUUCCACAAAUUGUUGUUGACACCAACGAGAAGCUGGGUGGAUCCGAAGCCGAGACAACUCGUCUGCAGUGGCUAUUACAAGGGAUGAAUUGGCGAGACUACAACCCCCAGAACGCAUGCACAAUUGCAGUCAACGAAAUGAUGAUCUUUGCCGCGAGAGAUGCCGGUCGAGCUGCAAUGAACCCUCGGAUUGCCCACUCCACGCGCCAGAUUGCUUUGACGAAUUGGGUCAACCUCAUGUUCAUCAUGACCAUUGGCAUGGCACAUGAGUACGUCCAUUGCAUCGUUGGUGCUAUGAGAGCCGGAAUAUCGCCCAGUACGCCUCUGCGGGUUCACUUCGAUUUGGAUGAAAUGAAGGCGAAAGACGAGGAAAACCUCUUGCCAGUUGAGGCGGCCUGGAUGAACGCUCCGGACUUGGAUCAUAUACCUCCAGGGUUUGAGCAGGAAUUGACUGGCGAAUCCGGCUUCGCAUGGGAAGCACGUGUUCUUGGAGGAAGGGUCGUGAACUGCUCGGCUUACUUUUUAGGCAGUAGUUUAGAAAGAAAGAGGCUCGUUGUUCAUGAAACGUACUAUUCGCCGCGAAAGGACUUGGCUGGCUUAUUAGGUUUGCAUGUGCGUUGGUACAACUCCACGGGCAAGGAGGCCUAUUUGCGAGUGCUCCUCAUGAUUGCAGACCAGCUAUGCACACCAUCACAGGUGGCCUUUGCGUUAACCUGCAAGUACUUUUUUACAACACUCUGCCCAACUCACCAAUUCCCACCACCAAACAUGGACGAUCUACUUGCUAUUCUCCUACUAUUAGGGAGAGAUAUGCCGAAAUGGUUCCUAUGCUUUGGGUGCAAACGGCUGCUGCCCUUGAAGCAAAAUAACGAGGGUAAUCUGCAAGGACAGCUUCACACAAACUGUGAUUCCAAGCUUCAAAUUGUCCGCGAGUUCCUUCAUCAACGCCCAAUAAGGCGGCGUCCUAUUGGAAGCUGCCGCGGAGUUAAUUCUCUUCAUCGCUGGAUCGAGAGCCUAAGUCUUGUGACUUGGAGACCAGCGGUUAAUGGGCUGGAACGUGGUGUUCCUGAAAUCACCUUCACCGAGGGCCAUCUUAUCAUGAACCGGCAUUUUUACGGAACAGCUCAUGGAUUACCUACUCAACAUCUCGAAAGCAUAUUUGAGUUCGAAAGAUCUAUCCCCUUAGACAAUGGAGAGAUCAAAACACGCCACUUCCCGCUUGACGCCUAUCUCCGUAGCAAGAGAUACAACUUGCGGCCGCUACGUCAAAACACAUUACAAGCUGCCACACGUUGGACAUUUACCCACGAAACCUCUGCGAAGGUGCUAGAUGACGAACUGUAUAUUUGCCGUCAUCAUGAUAUAAACGGGCCUCCGUGCUGCACGACCGACUUCUCUAGGGUUAUUGAUAGUCUCGAGCUCCCCGUGUGUCGACACAUUCUUGGCUCCAGCAAGAUGCCUAGUCUGCGUUUCUGGGAACAAGGCAACACUUGCAUCCCCGAGCUCCAAAGCAUACGGAUAUCUGCAACCGAGCCUCAAUUGGAUGUACAUCCGGACAACGGAGUCGGCUCAUGUAGGAGGUGCUUUACCGACUAUGAAAUCGCCAUUGAAAGAGGCGGGGACCAGAGAAAAUGGAGUUUGAAGCUCACCACCUAUCACAAGCUUGGAAGUUUCCGCACGCUCAAAGAUGACGCCUGGCUUGGGCUGAUACAAACCACCCGUCCAAGAAUUCUUCCGGAAUUCCAUGGAAAGGCUCCUGCAGGAGGAGUUCGCAAAAAAUGGCUCCAAGACCGGGGGAAAACCUCAACAGCAGCAGGAGAGCGCAGCAAUUCGGAAACCAGCACACAUGCUGGCCCACUCCCAAGUUGGCUUUCUUCUUUUAGUUUUAUGGUUAAACGGCGCUAUUCUCGCUUUGAUGGCCCGAGUUUUGAUUCAUGGCUGGCAUAUCGCAAAGCUGUCGUCAUGUGCUAUUCGGGUCAGGGUGAGGAGGGCAGACCAGGCUCAGUUACUUAUCGUGGAACAAAAUCCGUAGGGGAGAUUUUAGACUAA
Messenger RNA from Colletotrichum higginsianum IMI 349063, 2517 nucleotides. RefSeq lists its product as uncharacterized. Lineage: Eukaryota; Fungi; Ascomycota; Sordariomycetes; Glomerellales; Glomerellaceae. The record is from RefSeq and is a predicted model, not a curated record. Bases 1 to 2517 code for a protein of 838 amino acids. The transcript is spliced from 5 exons.